Salvia miltiorrhiza (redroot sage) is the source of this 1477-nucleotide messenger RNA. RefSeq names its product myb family transcription factor MOF1. Lineage: Eukaryota; Viridiplantae; Streptophyta; Magnoliopsida; Lamiales; Lamiaceae. The coding region runs from base 655 to 1410 and encodes 251 amino acids. The transcript is spliced from 6 exons. The record is from RefSeq and is a predicted model, not a curated record. Gene Ontology annotation, molecular function: DNA binding; DNA-binding transcription factor activity.
GAUGAGGAGGCUGGCAAAGCAAUUAAAGAUUGUAGGGAGAGAGAGAGAGGAGUCAAAGGAGUAGCAGAGUGUUGCAGCGCAGCAGUUGGUAUUUGUAUUUUGGUAAUGAUUUCGUGCGGAGAAGAAGAUCAGAUGCCUCGUGAUCUCCUUUUUUUUCUUUUCAAUUCUCUUUUUUUCUUUUCAAUUCUCUUUUGCACUCCUAAAACAAUACCUAUCAAUACAUGCUCAUGGAGUAUAAUACUAUACCACCAAUUCUUCUUCUACAUAUACAUAUACAUAUACAUAUAAUGUAUGUAUAAUCCCCCUCUCUCUCUCUCUCUCACUACGCAGCAAACAACAGUACUUUCACUAGCAGGAAUUUGCAGCUGUAGCUGCAUACCACCCUACUAUCAUUUUUCCACGCCUUCACCUAUUAUUAAUAACACACACACACACACACUCUCUCUCUCUCUCUCUCUCUCUCUCUCCUAUAUUUGUGUUGUGGAAUUGGGGUCAGAAGAGAAUAAGCAAGGAUUCCUUCUUUUUGUUCCCUUCGAUUAAAGCAGGUCGCAAUUGAAGUUUCUCAAUCCUCAGGUGCUACAAAACACUACACCUUCUUCUUCAUCGAUCUCUCUCUCUUUCAAACAAGUAGUAAUUAAAUAGUAGAGGGAGAGAAUGGGUAGCAGUAGCUACGGCGUGGGGAGGAAUAAUGGCGUCAGGCAGUACAUAAGAUCAAAGGUGCCGCGCUUGAGAUGGACUCCCGAUCUCCACCACUGCUUCGUCAACGCCGUUGACCGACUUGGCGGCCAAGAUAAAGCCACUCCUAAACUGGUUCUUCAAUUGAUGGAUGUGAGAGGUCUCACCAUAUCUCAUGUCAAAAGCCAUCUACAGAUGUACAGAAGCAUGAAGACUGAAGCUACCAGACAAGAGAGGGGCGUUUCACAGCAAAGGAAGCACUGCUUCGAUGAGGAGAAGCAGCUCGUGUUUCUCUCUCCUACAAAAAGAGCGAGAGUGGAGAAGAUGAGAGAGAAAGUGGAGGAAUGCAGCCAAACAAGAGGAGUCGGGGAUCCGUACGGUGAUGAUGAUUACAUGGGUGAGAAAGUUGGAAUAAAAGAUAAAGAAAAGAGAGUGCAUAUUCAACAAAAUCCUCAAGAAAAUGAAAACCCUUCUUCUGCCACUGCUGCUGCAGAUGCACUGCUCCUGCAUUCUGACUUUUUCAAGUUGCAGAAGGGGAUGUGCAAGAUGGAGCAGUUUAGCAGUGGGAAUGAUGAUGGAUGCGAAUUGUCUCUGUGUUUGGCUUUACACAAUAAUGCGAUUCCUGAUCAUCUCCAGAAAAGUAAUGUGUCUUGUACCACUGAGAUUAGUGAGGCUAUUUCUUCUAAUUCUUCCCAUGAAUUCUCUGGAAUUAACCUUGAUCUAUCUAUUGCUUGACUUUUCUUUAAUCAGAAUUUCUUUUUAUUGUUUUUUACCCUAUUCUAUAUUAUAUAAAUUCUUUCAC